UUAUUUUGAAGGCAAGAUACAAACACUUCCGGUAGCAUAUAUGCUCACCGCGUUCAACUGGAUGUACGGUGAUAAGGCGCUGCUUAGUCUGGCAUCAAAAUAAAAUGUGUUUUAUAUCACAAAUGCGGCUCAAACCCACUGCUAUGGCGCCUUAAAACCCUGGAGGAAGAAGCGGGUCCAUGCUCGGAGGGUGAACGGAGUUAGUGCACUUUUUCACCGCUGAGCCGAGACGCUUCUCCCCCGAAAAACCCAGACGGCUUCUGCGGUCGCUGCUACAAUGAGCUCGGAGCACCGGAGCGCCAGCGAGGACGCCGACGAGUCGCAGGACAGGCCCGACGGCGACAAAGAGGCAGACCCUGACAUCGAAGACUCCGAGGAGGACGAUGACAUCGCCCGGCAGGAUACAGCUUCACUGUCCGGGAGCGGUGGACAGCGGCCGGAGCGCAGUGCGAGGUCUCCGGCGUCAGAUGAGCGGGAGUCCUGUUCACAACCGAGCACCGCGCCGCAGACAGGGCGCAGCUGCGACGGCGUUUGCGGGGGAAAUAGACUGUUUUCAUGGCUGCAGAGCAGGACUAUUAGACGAGGGGUGUUUGUAGAUCCAGCCCGGGACAACUUCAGGACAAUGACCAGUUUGUACUGCUCUAUGAAUCCGGCUGUGGAGUCUGUCAACCUGAGCACCCAGACCCACGGAGCGGUGUUUAACCUGGAGUAUUCCCCGGACGGGUCUGUGUUGACUGUGGCCUGUGAACAGACUGAGGUGCUGUUGUUCGAUCCCAUCUCAUCCAGACACAUCAAAACGCUGACGGAGGCCCACGAGGACUGUGUCAACAACAUCAGGUUUUUGGACAAUCGUUUGUUUGCCACCUGCUCUGACGACACCACUAUUGCAUUAUGGGAUCUCCGUAAACUGAACUCAAAGGUUUGCUCGUUGCAUGGCCACGCCAGCUGGGUGAAAAACAUCGAGUACGACACCAACACGCGUCUCCUCGUCACGUCUGGCUUUGACGGCAACGUCAUCACAUGGGACACUAACAGGUUUACAGAAGACGGCUGUCCACACAAAAAGUUCUUUCACACCCGAUACCUGAUGAGGAUGCGUCUGACGCCCGACUGUUCCAAGAUGCUCAUCUCCACAUCCUCUGGGUACCUGCUCAUCCUCCACGACCUGGACCUCACACAGUCGCUGGAGGUCGGCAGUUACCGCAUGUUGCGAGCACGACGCACUCCGCUCACCUCAGAUGGAGGCACCUCAGCCUCCAGAUCAGCUGGAACUCCACGUCAAGGAAAUGACUCCAGUAAGAUCCACCCUCACAGAGAAGGCCUUUCUCCACGGAACAGUCUAGAGGUUUUGACUCCUGAGAUUCCUGGAGAGAGAGACAGAGGGAACUGCAUCACCUCCCUGCAGCUCCAUCCCAAAGGCUGGGCCACACUCAUCCGCUGCUCCAGCAACAUGGACGACCAGGAGUGGACGUGUGUGUACGAGUUCCAGGAGGGGGCGCCGCCUCGCCCGCUCGUCUCCCCCCGCUGCUCCCUGCGUCUCACCCACUACAUUGAGGAGGCCAAUGUGGGGCGGGGCUACAUCAAGGAGCUGUGCUUCAGCCCAGACGGGCGCCUCAUCUGCUCGCCGUAUGGCUACGGCGUCCGCUUGCUGGCCUUCGACGAGCACUGCGGUGAGCUGGCCGACUGCGUGCCCGUCCAGACCAGCUGCCUCAGGGAGAUCCGCUCCAUCUACUCGCACAGCGACGUCGUGCUCACCACCAAGUUCUCCCCGACUCACUGUCAGCUGGCCUCAGGCUGCCUGAGUGGACGCGUGUCCCUGUACCAGCCAAAGUUUUAGCGUCCACUGCUAAGAUUGCGUCAGACCUGCAGACCUGCAUGCAGACCUGCAGACCUGCAUGCAGACCUGCAGACCUGGGCACAGAAGCACUAAAAUAAGAUUUCUGCUGUUUCCAGCUUUGAUAAUUGCACAAAAGUUUAGUCAGAUAUUGCACUACCCCAUAACAUUGUUUGUACACCUGUAUAUUUUCUAUGAUUUUAGACUCACUAUCAUUCAAUAUAAACACAAGAAUACAGAAUAUAAAUAUAAGUCAAAUCCAUUUGAGCAAAUUACAUUUCACUAAAUAUCUGAACAUUUUUUAACCCAUCUUUGUGUCGCAGUGCUUUGGGAUUAAACCACUCCCAUUUAAUCCCAUUGUAGAUAUUAUUUUCAAAUGGAAAUCCCAUUUUCAAACAAAUCGAUUAAAACAAAUCACAAAGACUCCAAAAAUAAUCUUUGUUUAAUUUUUGUUUAUUCUACAUUUUAUGCCAAUAAAAGAAUGACAUGCGUAUAGAAGUUGAUAUUAUAUCUUGUAACCUUGUUUGAAAUCUAUAAGCACAAUAAGUUAUUUUAUAUUUAACAGUUUUUAUUGAUUUUCAACGUAAUGAAACAUUACAAAUACAACAAUAAGUUAUUUUAUCCAAAUCAUUCACACAAUUGGAAACAUAAAAAACCAACAACAAUUUUCAUCAUCAAUGAAUUGAUUGGUUAAUAAAAUUCCAAACGUUUGUCUGCGCUGCCGUGAACACACUUUGUUUUUAUAUGUUAAGUUUAAAAAAAAAAAACGAUAAAUGUGAUUCUGUAAAAAAAGAAUCUAUAAAUUCUCAUGGCUGUGAAAAAUCAGCUAAAUAUCUGUGCCAUUGACUUAAAUAUUGUCAUUUUUAUCUGUAUUGACAACUCCAUGCAUCUAAUAGAAGCAACGUAAAGUUAAAAUAUCUAUGUUUAAGCUCCUCAUGACCCAGGUCUGCAGCUGGGAAGCACACACAGUUUGUUUGGGGAGUCAAAUGCAACGUGGAGGAGGAGGAUGAGGAAGAGGAGGUGGAGACUUUGGCUGCAACAGUGGAUUUAAACGUUCAACCUUUUCAUCCAAAGCGUUGAGACGUUUAAUUGUGGCGUCUGCAGGACUUCCACACACUCAAUAUUCAUGUUGGAUUCUAUAGCAGUAGAAAACUUUGUGGACUCGUCUCAGCACAAAAACAUAAGGAUGCAAGUGGACGUGAAUACGUGAAUACAUGAAUUAUGGUGAGACAGACUCUGCUCUGCUUCUGCCUUUUCUUCUACUGGUGCUUCUCUGCUCAUACAAUCUUAACUUUUUCACGUCCUUCACCAGCAUUAUGUCCUGUUUCUGUGUGUUGACGUCACUUCUUCUCGCUGUGCGGCGUUUGUUUUGUCACUUGUGCUUUUUCUCCACACUUUGGGGGUUUUUUUUCUAAAAACCUGUGAAUUUGGUCGAAAAAAUGCUGUUUGUUUUGUGAGUUGAAAUGAAACUUAUUUUAACCAUUUAAUAAUUGAUGAGUGGUUGCAGUCUUAACUCGAGCUGCUUCAUAUGGGCAAAACAAAUCCACCUGAAACUGAAAUAUUUUUGCAUUAAGUCUCAUUUUCUUGGAAAAACAGAUUUGACGUUUAUUUGGACAAACAAACAAAACCUUUUUUCUCAUUUGAAAUAGAAGAUUUGUUUUGUUUUUGUUAAAUUCCAAUUUCAUUUAGAAAACUGUGAUUAUUUAGGGAUUAAUUGUGCUGCUCUAACUUUCUCUGCUGACCAGUCUUUACCAGCUGGGAUGAUUCGUUCCUGUUUCUUCAGAAUCACAGGUGAGCAGUGUGUGAUUCAGUAGCAGGAGUGAAAAAUAAACCAGGUUUUAAAGUGUAACUAAACCCGUUGUAAGCCCGUGGAUAUGGUUCUAUAAUAAUGUUAUUUAUUGAUCCAGGUACUUUGCCUCCACGCUUCACUGGCACAAGUUUUCCUUCCUCUCAGUGCAUGGCUUGUUGUCCCAGACUCCUCCCAUUUUUAUCAUUGCUGCAGGUGUCCUUUGUCGCUUUUCUGUUUUUUCACCCCACCCCCCUGCACUGAUCCCCACUCCCUCACUCAGCUCAGCCCCCUUCUUGGCAUCACCUUCACUCUUGUCUUUUUCACAGUUUUGCUUCAUAAUGAAAAAGAAUCUUGAAAAAUC
Molecule: messenger RNA, 3984 nt
Organism: Solea solea (common sole)
Lineage: Eukaryota; Metazoa; Chordata; Actinopteri; Pleuronectiformes; Soleidae
Gene: wdr32
Product: WD repeat domain 32
Exons: 7
Coding region: 278-1837 (519 amino acids)
Cellular component (GO): Cul4-RING E3 ubiquitin ligase complex
Molecular function (GO): protein binding
Source: RefSeq, a predicted model, not a curated record